Messenger RNA from Musa acuminata AAA Group (dessert banana), 1462 nucleotides. RefSeq lists its product as uncharacterized. The coding region runs from base 228 to 1277 and encodes 349 amino acids. The transcript is spliced from 6 exons. NCBI's taxonomy places the organism in Eukaryota, Viridiplantae, Streptophyta, Magnoliopsida, Zingiberales, Musaceae. The record is from RefSeq and is a predicted model, not a curated record.
CUCUCUCUCUCUCUCUCUCUCUCUCUCUCUCUCUCUGCCUGCCAUUCUUCCUUUUUUCCUCCCAAAUUGGUUUCUUCUGCUUCAGGCAGAUAGCGCCGGUAGUGGUGGCAACAAAACUAGAUUGGGGAGGAGGCAGCUGCCGCAUCUCGAAGGACGCCAUCAAUGUGCGAGUUCCUGUGAAAUGGAUUGCGGUGAGACCGGUCCUUGAAUCGAUCCCGCUUUGGGGCAUGAUGAGGCCUGCAAUCGGUGCAAGGAGGGAAGGUGGAGGAGGUGGAAUGUGUUCCUUUCCUCCUGGUGAUUGGACCGCCAGCUCCAGCAGAUACCAGAGAGUGAUUCCGGAUGUGCUUCCCCUCGGUAAUGGAAGGAAACCUUGCCUGAGACCCUGCAAGGAACACGAUGCGGUUCUCGACUACACUUCCGAAGCAAAGCCAUCUCUACUGGCGAGAUCCGCGUCAGGAUCGGCCAAUCCCUCCCCACCACGAGACCAACCCUGCUCCUUCCCCUCGGAUUCGUCACCGGCGCGGUCCAGCGACCGGCCGCCCUCCUCCUCCACUGCUACGGCGGCGAAGGCUCAGAACCACCACUACCAUCGUGAGGUAAACGGGCUGAGCCCUGACGGAGGCGGCGACGUCCUGCUCCAGUGGGGGCACAACAAGAGGUCCCGCGGUUCGAGGGCGGAGGCGUCCCCCGCAACCCACUCGAGGCAUAAAAUACAGCUGAGAUCGGCGGCCACGGUGAUGCCCCCUCCGUCCUGUGGCUCGUUUUCGAUGGGCGCCAACCACCGUCCUCUGAUCACCAGAGGCACCGAGGAUUCAUCGAGCGGCCUGACUCGUACUGAGAGGCGUUGCCCGGCAUCCCCACCGGAGAAGUCCCGUAAGGCUUCAGCCAAGGCCACCCUGAACGGCUGCACAGCAGCAGAUGUUUCUGCGAAUCCAGAACAGUCGAAGCGGGCACCGGACCGAGAAACGGGUGGCGGCGGCGGCACCAUGACGGCGGGUGAGAAGCUGAAUCUGGAUAAGUUCGAGUGGCCGAGGAUUUAUGUAUCCCUCUCCAGGAAGGAGAAAGAGGAUGACUUCCUUGCCAUGAAGGGGACUAAGCUACCCCACAGGCCCAAGAAGAGGGCCAAGAACAUCGAAAAAGCCCUCCAGUACUGUUUUCCAGGGAUGUGGCUUUCGGACUUGACAAGAGGGAGAUACGAAGUGAGGGAGAAGAAAAGUGUGAAGAAGAAGAGAGCUGGAUUGAAGGCAAUGGAGAGCUUAGAUAGUGAUUCAGAGUAAUUAAUGAUGAUGAUGAUGAUGAUGGCUCAAAAUCUUCUUCUUUCUUCUCUUUUUGCUUGGGGGGUUGUAGUUUCAAUCCCUCCUUUUGGCAGUCGAUAGAGAACUUGUUAUCCUUGCUAUCUUAGCUCUUGUACACAUCUCCAGCAAAAAGAAAAAAAAAAAAGGAGAAAAAAUUGUCUUAGUCA